AUGAAGUUAACCAGACCGUGCGGGGCUCCCCUCCUGGCGCCCGGAGACCCUGGGUGCGCGUCCUCCCUCCAGGCAGGCGUUGGAGGCGCUGGGCUGGGGACGGGGAGGGGGUCAGUGUCUCGUGGUCCGCGAACCAGACCGCGCAGGGAUUCCCCAGACGCACGCAGUGACUACCGGGCCCCCACUCGUGGCUCGGGCACGUCCCCAGCCGCAGGAGGUCGAAGGAAACUUUGGCCCUGCACGGGCAGAGCGCAGCCUCCGCGCCCCCUCUCGGCUCGCGGUCCGUUCCCCCUCCUUCCCCCUCCGAUCCUCGCCCUCCUUCCCGCUCCCUCCUCCUCUCUCUCCCCCCCUCCUCCUCGCCUGCUGGAGGCGGGCAGGUCCGGGCGGGGCCGCGCCGCUGAGCCCACAGCCCCGCGCUCCCGGCGCGGUAGCCGCCGCCGCGCCCCGCGGGAGAAGCGGCCGAAGCAGGCCCGGCGGACGAAGCUGCCCGCGCGGCGCGGGGGGCAUGAAGUUGGGCUCGCGCGGAGCUCGGAGCAGGGGCGCGGCGGGGCUGGGAGCCGCCCGCAUCUAGAGCCCGCUCGGUGCGCCAUGGAGCUCGGGGGCCCGGGGGCGCCGCCGCCGCAGCUGCUGCCGCCGCUGCUGCUGCUGCUGGGGGCCGGCCUCUUGCCUGUGAGCAGCCAUGUGGAGACCCGGGCCCACGCGGAGGAGCGGCUGCUGAAGAAACUCUUCUCCGGCUACAACAAGUGGUCCCGGCCCGUGGCCAACAUCUCGGAUGUAGUGCUUGUCCACUUUGGCCUGUCUAUCGCGCAGCUCAUUGACGUGGAUGAGAAGAACCAGAUGAUGACGACGAAUGUGUGGGUGAAGCAGGAGUGGCAUGACUAUAAGCUGCGCUGGGACCCCGCUGACUACGAGAACGUGACCUCCAUCCGCAUCCCCUCUGAGCUCAUCUGGCGGCCGGACAUCGUCCUGUACAACAACGCGGACGGGGACUUUGCCGUCACCCACCUGACCAAGGCCCACCUCUUUCACGACGGGCGGGUGCAGUGGACACCGCCGGCCAUCUACAAGAGCUCCUGCAGCAUCGACGUCACCUUCUUCCCCUUCGACCAGCAGAACUGCACCAUGAAGUUCGGGUCCUGGACCUACGACAAGGCCAAGAUCGACCUGGUGAGCAUGCACAGCCACGUGGACCAGCUGGGCUUCUGGGAGAGCGGCGAGUGGGUCAUCGUGGACGCCGUGGGCACCUACAACACGCGCAAGUAUGAGUGCUGCGCGGAGGUGUACCCGGACAUCACGUACGCCUUCGUCAUCCGGCGCCUGCCGCUCUUCUACACCGUCAACCUCAUCGCGCCCUGCCUGCUCGUCUCCUGCCUCGCCGUGCUCGUCUUCUACCUGCCGUCCGAGUGCGGCGAGAAGGUCACGCUGUGCGUCUCCGUGCUGCUCUCGCUCACCGUCUUCCUGCUGCUCAUCACCGAGAUCACCCCGUCCACCUCGCUGGUCAUCCCGUUGAUUGGCGAGUACCUGCUCUUCACCAUGACCUUCGUCACGCUCUCCAUCACCAUCACCGUCUUCGUGCUCAACGUGCACCACCGCUCCCCGCGCACGCACACCAUGCCCGCCUGGGUCCGCCGCGUCUUCCUGGACGUCGUGCCGCGUCUGCUCUUCAUGAAGCGGCCGUCCGCGGUCAAGGACAACUGCCGGCGGCUCGUCGGGUCCGUGCACGAGGCGGCCGGAGCCCCGCGCUUCUGGCCGGAGCCCCGGGGGGAGCCCGACCUCAGGAGUAGGGGCCCCUCCCCGUCCCCAACCCCGUCCUGCGGCCCGGACCGGCCGGCCUGCACGUCGCCCUCAGACCAGGCCUCUGCUCUGCGGCCCUCAGAGGCCGAGAAGGCCGGCCCGUGCCCCUCGCCCGGGCCCUGCCGCCCCCCCACUGGCACCCGGGCCCCAGGGCUCACCAAGGCCCGGUCCCUGAGCGUCCAGCACGUGUCCGGCCCCAGCGAAGUGGCAGAGGGCGGCGUGAGGUGCCGGUCCCAGAGCAUCCAAUACUGCGCGCCCCGAGAGGAGGCCGCCUCCCCAGCCGACCGCCCGGCGGACGGCUCCCCUGCCUCGCUGACCACGGCCCCCUCGGCCGAGCUUCCGCCCCCAGACCAGGCCUCCCCCUGCAAGUGCAAGUGCAGGACGGAGGCGGAGGCACCAAAUGCCGCGCUCAAGGCCCGCGGCGCCGGCACGCCAGCCCAGCCCCUGUCGCCAGCUCUGGUGCGGGCGGUUGAGGGAGUCCAGUACAUCGCAGCCCACCUGAAGGCGGAAGACAUGGACUUCUCGGUGAAGGAGGACUGGAAGUGCGUGGCCAUGGUCAUCGACCGCAUCUUCCUCUGGGUGUUCGUUCUCGUCUGCCUGCUGGGGACGGUGGGCCUCUUCCUGCCGCCUUGGCUGGCCGGCAUGAUCUAG
Messenger RNA from Lagenorhynchus albirostris (white-beaked dolphin), 2445 nucleotides. It is a transcript of the gene CHRNA4, whose product is annotated as cholinergic receptor nicotinic alpha 4 subunit. The record is from RefSeq and is a predicted model, not a curated record. Gene Ontology annotation, biological process: nervous system process; regulation of membrane potential; monoatomic ion transmembrane transport. The coding region runs from base 1 to 2445 and encodes 814 amino acids. NCBI's taxonomy places the organism in Eukaryota, Metazoa, Chordata, Mammalia, Artiodactyla, Delphinidae. Gene Ontology annotation, molecular function: transmembrane signaling receptor activity; acetylcholine-gated monoatomic cation-selective channel activity. The transcript has 6 exons. Gene Ontology annotation, cellular component: synapse; postsynaptic membrane; neuron projection.